AUGCUGCUCAGUCAGAUUCGACUCGUCAGUCAGAUGUAUGAUCUCCGACAUGCUACAGGAUACUGUGCUCAUCUCGAUGUCAUCUCCGCACAAGACAAGGAGAUUAAAUCCUUCGUCGAAGGAGAGCUCAAUCGCCGGACUGCAACAAUGAACCUGGACGAAGCAAUUAGGAAGCACAUCCAGGAUGUCAUAGUUCACGGUGCUCAGGGAAUGCAUCUGUGGGUUGUGCUGCAACUUAAUGCCUUGUUUCCCCUGUACGGCGACACUUUAAUUGUCAUAGGUGACUUUGUUAACUUCCUUGAUCGAUUGCCUAGUAGGUUGUCUGAAUCAUUUGAGGAAGCCCUCGGAAAUAUCCAAGACGAUCGCUAUGGAAGUCGAAUAUUCGAAUUAGUCGCCGCGGUUAUACGCCCGCUGACGAAGAAUGAGUUGCGAAGUGCACUAAAUUUCGAACCUGGAGUACCAUUAUGGAAUGAUUCCACCCUCCUGUUACAUGUUAAUGCCAUGGUGUACCAGUUGUGGCGGUGGACUCCUAUACUUAUAGCUCCCUAA
Messenger RNA from Fusarium redolens, 549 nucleotides. RefSeq lists its product as uncharacterized. The transcript has a single exon. The record is from RefSeq and is a predicted model, not a curated record. NCBI's taxonomy places the organism in Eukaryota, Fungi, Ascomycota, Sordariomycetes, Hypocreales, Nectriaceae. The coding region runs from base 1 to 549 and encodes 182 amino acids.